CUCUCGCGCGGAUCUAUUUCGCACCAUCCAAAGUGUUACCUAAAACUGGUGUAACUGCCUGAACUGGUCACAAAGAGGGGAAUAUGUCUGCUUUCCAUUUCCCCUUCCUACGGGGACACGAUGGAUACAAUGAUUUCGAAAACACCGAACUUCAGGACCACGAGGAAUUAUCUGAGAGACUAAGGAAAACUCUUUAUUAUGGAAAACGACCAACCACAGACCGCCCAUCUCUUCCCCUUACAAACCUGACUGUGGAUUUCCUGAAUGCCUCAGUGCCAAAGAAACUUGGGAAGAUUGAUCACUAUUUUGCAGCUUCUAGUGCCAGACAUUCUUGCAUGUCACCAUGUUCGAUGAUGAUGGGGAUGAUAUACGUGAACAGACUGAAGAAGAAGAAGCCUGACUACAUGCAGCAAGUGUCUUCCUCUGACCUCUUCCUGAUUUCUAUGAUGAUGGCUUCCAAGUUUCUGUAUGAUGAAGGUGUUGAGGAUGAAGUAUUUAAUGAUGAAUGGGCAGCCUCAGCAGACCUGGAAACCGAGGACAUCAAUGAAAUGGAACGGAAAUUCCUAUCGGCAAUUGACUGGCAGUUGUAUGUAAAUGAAACAGAAUUCUAUCAGGUGCUACAACAAGUGGAAAGACGGAUUGCACUUAACCAGGGACUUGAAAGAGGGUGGUUCUCCUACACAGAUUUAUGGGCAAUCAGCCAAGACCCACAACUCCUACAGACCUUUACAGGAUUAUCUGCUCUGGUGCCCAAGAUGUUGGCAGUGUCAAUGGUAGCUUAUGUGGCUGGACUUUUAACCGUGGUGGGUUCUACCCUCCUGGUCACCACAACUCUGUCUACCCUGGCUACUCUGACCCCCAUUGGCCUCCCCGUUAAGGAGCACUCCAUGCUUCCGACCUUGAACAAUGUGCCUGUGUCUAGUCCCAGUCAGGAAAUCACUCAGGAAAAGAUGGAAACUGUUACAAUUGAAGAAAACAAACCAAAGGUGCUGGACGGAGCUUUUUCGUCAUUAUGGACUCUCUUGACUCUACCCUCAAUAUUGUCUUUGUCACAUCCUGUACUCUCUGAAAAAACAACUGGUGCUAAAAAGUCUGCUAAUUCAGAUGGUAACUCUACUGGGGUUGGAAACGGCUUGGACAAUGAACAGACAAAGGACACAUCCAACGUAGAAGGCGAGGGAAUGAAUUUGUUCAGUUUGGUCAAGGACAUUGUUUUGUUUACGAUACCUGAUCUUCCACAAACCAGUUCAAAUCAAAUGGUGUGUGCCAAAGGUCCAUGUUUGUUUAGUGGACAAAAUAUUAACUGUAAGAAUGUAUCCACACCACAAGGCAACUGGCUGAUCAAUUCUCUAUGGACUCAAAAGGACUAUGAACAAAGGCGAACUGAUACACGGUGUAAGCAUUGUGAGGCUGGGAAGACUUUGGACUUUGGGAGACCGGACCGAUUCUGUGAUACCAGGGAAACGGUUGGUGACUGGACUUUAGAUGGACACUUGGACAUCUCAUGCUGUUGUGAUCAUGUGACUGCAGAUUUGGAUAGGUCUCUAGUGAUGAAUGGUUUCGCGGACAUAUCUCUAGGCUUUCGUACGAUGUUAACUCCAAUUCCACUUUUUGGGACUUGAAUUUAAUAUUUUUUUAGUGAAUUAUGAUUUAUGACAAAAGUUCUCCAAAUAUUUUAAAACUGUUUCGAACAAAUAUUUCCAAUACUCAUUUUGUUAAAAUUUAUUUUAUUUUAACCAAAGCUUUAAAUUCUGAAAAUUUUUGAAAUAAAUUUACUGGUAUAUUUUCAAGCA
This is a messenger RNA of Saccostrea cuccullata (small rock oyster), 1793 nucleotides long. RefSeq names its product protein CNPPD1-like. Bases 84 to 1622 code for a protein of 512 amino acids. NCBI's taxonomy places the organism in Eukaryota, Metazoa, Mollusca, Bivalvia, Ostreida, Ostreidae. Gene Ontology annotation, cellular component: cyclin-dependent protein kinase holoenzyme complex; nucleus. Gene Ontology annotation, biological process: regulation of cyclin-dependent protein serine/threonine kinase activity. The transcript has 8 exons. The record is from RefSeq and is a predicted model, not a curated record. Gene Ontology annotation, molecular function: protein kinase binding; cyclin-dependent protein serine/threonine kinase regulator activity.